AUGGCGUCCCAUCAGAUCGCCAUUGCAAAGGCUUCAUUCACGGCCAGUCUGCUACGUCCGGAUCCGACCUCCGUACAUCGAGAUGAGAUAGCCUCCUUCCACACUUUCCUCGAGCGCGCACUGUCGCAUUGCUCUGCAGAAAACAUCCAGACCUGCAAAGCAUGGUUGCUACAAUAUGUUGCUGCUUCAUCUAACCGCGUUGGGGGAUUGGCCAAGUACCUGGUAGCUUUAGCUACCUCCCUCGAACCACCCACUCAGCCCCAGCCCGCUCAGCCCACCUCAGCGAAGCGCCGACGACUCCACAUACUCUAUCUACUCAAUGAUCUGUUUCACCACUGCAAGUACCACCUAGGCACCACUGCAACCUUCUCUGCGGUGAGCGGGUCCUUGCAGCCACAUAUCGUGGAUUUGGUUGGCCAUGCCGCCGUCUACGAUCGCCAAAAGCACAACCGGCACCACAAGCGGCUAGAUGAUCUGCUUGACAUCUGGUCCGAGCACGGAUACUUUAACUCCGAGCUUGUUGAGAAGCUUCGGGAAGUGGUGACCAAUUCGGCCUCUUUGGGUGCCCCACCAUCCACUGAUGCUGCCGGUGAAGCAGACCAAGCCAAGAAACCCGGGAAAGAUGCUCCUUUUGUCAUGCCAUCUACCCAUGGAGAUUCAUCGACGCCCUUUUACGACCUCCCUGCGGGCAACCUCAUCCCUCACAUCAUCCCGAACUCGUCCAUUUCCAUCCGAUCAGAUGCUAUCAAACCGCUACAAUUGCAAGCAGGACCUGCAGAUGGAACACUAGUAAAAGCUCUCAAGGGCUUCUUGUGUCAGGUGGACAAUAUCUAUGGCACGGACGACCUUAUCAAGGAUGACAGGGACGCGGACAUCGAUGAACUGGGUCAGUCAGUCCUCCGGGAUGAAAUCACAGGCGAUAUCUUGGAUGGUGAAACAUAUUAUGGAUGGUCCCGUGCAUUCUGUCAACAAAUGAAGAGAGGAGGUCUCGAGGACUCUCGCAGUCGAAGUCGGAGCCGUAGUGGAACACGAACUAAUACCAAGCGCCGGCGCUACAGCGACAGCCUCUCCGACUCAACGACACCAAGUCGGUCCCGAUCGCGAUCAGUUAGGCGUCGACGCGUUGACUCGCGUGACAGAAGUCGCUCACCAAGACACUCACGCAGUCGAGAAAGCUCAUACACACCCCGCGAACCAUCCCCUACACACUUCCCCCCUUCUCACCAACCUCAACCUCAACCUCAACCCACUCCUGCACCCAUGAACUCCUUCCCCCCUCCUCAUAAUCCAAGUGGACAUGGCCAUUAUCCCCAGCCACCCAUGGGUCCUAAUGGCAGCUUUGUUCCCCCACCCCCACCAACCUACGGUGCUUGGCCUCCACCUCCCCCACCCAUGCCGGCCAUGCCCUAUCCCCCACCUGGUUCUGGAGCUCCUCCCUCUGCCUUCCCUCCCCCCUUCAAUAAUCCUCCUAUGCACAUGCCACUAGGACAAGGUCAGCCUAUGCCUCCUGGCCAGUAUCAUUUCCCUCCCCCUUAUUCGGGUGGCCAGCACGGUGGCCCGUGGGGCCCCCCUUCCCAAGGUGGACGAAGUUGGCGCUAA
Penicillium antarcticum is the source of this 1599-nucleotide messenger RNA. RefSeq names its product RNA polymerase II-binding domain-containing protein. Gene Ontology annotation, cellular component: perinuclear region of cytoplasm. Bases 1 to 1599 code for a protein of 532 amino acids. Gene Ontology annotation, biological process: intracellular calcium ion homeostasis. The record is from RefSeq and is a predicted model, not a curated record. The transcript has 2 exons. Lineage: Eukaryota; Fungi; Ascomycota; Eurotiomycetes; Eurotiales; Aspergillaceae.